GCUGCGAGUGAAGCGCUUGGGGCAGUGCAUGCUGGGAGGAGGCGGUUCCACUCUGUGCUGCUGUGAGAGAUGCCUUUUCCCUUUAUGAGAGAAGUGUUGCAGAACGACGUUGGGACACAUUGGGGGAGGGAUGUGACAGUCGCAGGUAUAGAGAGACAGUUUGCCGGCACUGAGACUGUGUGGGGUAGAGGAACAACACAACUAGAAGGUUCUUGAUAAUGGACCAUAGGAAGGUCCACGUGAGCUUUGAUGAGGUGGCCGUGUACUUCUCAGAAGAAGAAUGGAAACACUUAGAGGUCUGGCAGAAAGAGCUUUACAAUGAAGUCAUGCAGGACAUCAUGAAGACCCUGUGGUCACUAGAAGACAACCUUGUGAGAGGAGACGGAAAGCAAAAUCCAGCAGGCUAUGCAUUGAUGCCACAAUGGAGCAAUGACAAGGGAGCACCAGUGAGAACUAAUCACAGUGAGACUGCAAAGCUAAAACACGAUCAGGGCAAAAACACACAUAUGCUUGGAAACCUAAACCAUAGAUUCCAAGAGAGGGAAGGCUUGUCACAUCCAGACCAAGUUACUGGCCACAAAGACAAUUUAGAGCAUACCUUAUUGCAGGAUAUACAUAAAUGCACGAUAGACAUACUGUACCAGUGUAUUGAUUGCAAGGAGAUCUUCUCCAGCCAGUCACUGUUUGAUGCACACAUGAUCAGACACACUGCCCAGGCUGCAAGUUCAUACAACAAUUCUCCAUGGAAUUAUUUAGGGGCAUCAUGUUUGACGGCAGUGCCAAGUAGAGAAAUGUAUGAGUCUCACUCCAGUUUAGUGGGUGUCUCUGCAUGUGCAGCAGAAGAGAAUUGGUUGCGUUGCCUCUACUGUACCAAACAGUUCUCAGACUUGAGUAUCCUUAUGGAGCAUGAAAGGAGCCACCGGGAACGCAAGGCAUUUAUAUGCUCUGAAUGCGGGAAGAGCUUUCAUAGGCUCUCCAUACUUAAGGUCCAUCAGAGGAUCCACACUGGAGAAAGGCCCUACGCUUGUCCCGAUUGCGGUAAAAGGUUUAGCCAGAGAUUCAAUGUUGUUAUUCACCAGAGGAUCCACACAGGGGAAAGGCCGUACAAUUGCCCCAAGUGCAAUAAAAGCUUUCGUUAUCAGACUACCCUUCUUAAGCACGAGAAGGCAAAGUGUGUUGGAACCAUCCCUACAACAUACCCCCUGCAAAAGGCAAAAAACUUUCAAACGUUGUUGCUCAAGAAUGCCCUGCCACUCAAAGUUACCCAGCCAACCACUAUUCAGCCUCCGUUAACAUCCGAACCCCUUUCCUCGUCUUCUCUGUUGUUUGUUUCCCCCAAACCCAUAAUUGCAACACCAUUUACUUUAGUAUCAAAAAAUAGGUCCAUUGGAGGGUUGGCUCCUCCACUGCAAAACAUUAGCAGGCAUAAAAAUCACAUCAAUGGUACGUCAAUAAUUCCUACAAAAGAUCACCACCCAAUAGAGAAGCAGUUUAGAUGCGGCCACUGCAACAAACAUUUUGUCCAUUGGAAACAACUGAAGGAGCACCAGAAAUCCCAUGUGGACACACAGAACAUGUGCACAGUUUGCAAUAAGAGCUUCUGUAGAAGGUCCACACUCCUCAUCCAUCAGAGAACCCACACAGGAGAGAAACCAUACACGUGCAAUGAGUGUGGCAAAAAGUUCAGCCAGAGAUUCAAUCUUGUCAUCCACCAACGGAUUCACUCUGAUGAGAAGCCUUAUCAGUGUCAUAAAUGCGGCAAAGAUUAUCGAUACAGGACGGCCCUGCUCAGGCACCAGAGAAAUCCUCCCUGUGCUCCAAAACAAAGCUUUUCCAAGUCCACUUUGACAUCUCAUGGAGAGCUUCCUUCACCCUCUAAUCGUGCCUUACAGGGACUGGCAAAUAAUAAACAACAGCCAAUCACUAAGAAGACUUCCUUCUCAACAACUGAAAAAACACGGGACGAAAUUGUGUCCAGAAUGUGGGCAGACCUCUACAAGGGCAUCGAAAUGCACUGCUGAGGCUGGCAGAGGUGGGACAAUGUGUGAUUAAUGUGGGCACUGUGGAAAGGCACUAAAUCUGCCCCUUAACACUGGAGUUCAGAAAAGUAUUUAUACAGAAACAACCAAGGUAAGUUACAAAGAGCUCUGUUUCAUCAUGAAAGUAAAGCACUUGGAACCUCGGCACACAAUGACAUGCUACCACCAUUUAGUUUCCAUGCCUCUCAAACUAUUGUCCACAAACCUUCCCCGUCUCCUCCGACUCCAGCUGAGAAUCCCUGUACUAUAAAAUGGACGCUGCCCGCCCGAACCCGAGGAAGAAAUACAAAGAUCUAACAAUAUAAACGUGAUCUGAAUAAGUAGAGAAAGCGCAAAAAAAAGCAUUCCAAAUCGUGGCACAAAUGUGCAUAUUGCGGCACAGGCUUGAGCAAAAAGCAUGAGAUUGAGGUUCAUCUACGGAGCAACAUGGGGGGAAAGCAAAUGUGGCUUCUUGUCCAAGAGAGACUUCACACCGGGGAGAAACCAUUCAAAUGUCCUGAGUGUGAUGAAGGUUUCCUAUAUAGGCAUGGCCUCCAGAAGAAUCGGAAUCGUGGAUUCUGCAUGUGACUCGACACGGGGAAAUUACACUUUAGUUGAAUUCUAGACACUUCGGUUAGCAAUGCAGACCAGGAAUAUAGGCUUCAUUUAGAGACAAGGGAAUGCUAUGGGGGGAGCUAUGACAUUAGCCAAAUACCUUAAUGGUCAGUAGGGGUGUAAGAUAUUCUACUAGAGGAACACCCCAGGCAGCUCUCUAGCUUAGUAACUCCCCCCAGCUGGGCAUUUGCAUUGCUCUGGCCACUCAGUUCUGUAAUUAGUCAUAUAUGUCCUGUUGUCAGAUGUUCCUUGUUUUAUACAUAACAAGCUCUGUGCACCGACCAAUAAAAUGCUUGCAAUUC
This is a messenger RNA of Xenopus laevis (African clawed frog), 2935 nucleotides long. RefSeq names its product zinc finger protein 2. NCBI's taxonomy places the organism in Eukaryota, Metazoa, Chordata, Amphibia, Anura, Pipidae. The record is from RefSeq and is a predicted model, not a curated record. Bases 219 to 2021 code for a protein of 600 amino acids. The transcript is spliced from 4 exons.